AUGGCGAUACCAGCGGAUUCCCCAGCCGAGCGUCACAUCGUGCAUCACAAAUCACUUUUGUCCGCCGUCACCGAAACCGACGAACCCGAAGAGUCUCAAGACAAACCUGAGCCCGAGCCCGAGCCCCCGUCCAAGUCGCAACCCGAGCACCGCCCCCAGCUUCAAUUCAGCACCAUGGCUCAUAACGAAGCCGCCUUCAUCAUGGAUGUCAAGCGAUCCGAGGGCGUGCAUGUUGAGAUGUACAGCAAGAUCGAGGGAUUCCCUGUGGGCGGCUGGGCCAAUUAA
Anthostomella pinea is the source of this 285-nucleotide messenger RNA. The record is from the annotation of a GenBank genome assembly. NCBI's taxonomy places the organism in Eukaryota, Fungi, Ascomycota, Sordariomycetes, Xylariales, Xylariaceae.